CCGCUUUUCCUUCCGCACUGGGACAAGCUCUGUUACCGGGAGAAGUUUCUCCAGGAAAGGCUAAAUACCCUUGGACGCUACUGGUGAGCGAGAGACACCAGCUUACCGCUGCGGCUGCCAGGCCUCGGAUGAUCCCUGCCUUCUGAGCCGUCCAGAGCAGCCCCGUAGGCCGUAGCGGGCGUGGGAUGGACUCGCCGGUUGGUCAGUGGCUCUGCCUUCCGUAGCCCGCAGGGUUCCGCCCGGGACGCGCGGUUUAGUUUAGUAGCUGCGGUCUCCUUACCUGUUUGGGUUCUCAGCACCGCAGAGCACCGUUGCCAUCUAGGCCAGUGGAGGCCAGUUCUCCCGCCGGCCAGGUGCUCGGGAUACCAGUCAUCUGUGAACCGUGGGGCUGUGCGACACUCAAGCCAGCUUACCACACUUCCAACUGUGUCACACUCCCAAGGCGGCUCCUUUGGUCACAAGGUUUCCCCAAGGUCACCUUUUUGUAAUUCUCAUAGAUUGGGCUACAGGAUGAGACAUAUCUCCACAAAGAAGCAAGCAGAUACUUUUAAAAAUAAACAAAUCAAUUUUGAGUUCGUUUUCUAAUGCCGCUUUUGUGGUCAGAGUUGAAAAGAAACAUUUUAAAAUUAGGUUCAGGAAGAGACUCUUUCCCCCGAGCCCCCGGAUGUUUUAUUUCGGAUCAAAUCUAGCUGGUUCAGACCAAGAACAGUCUGUAGUUCAAACAAAAAGAAACAUCCUCGUUACUUGAAAUUUGAAUUUGGGGGAUCAAUUUGAUAGUAAUGAGACAAGAGUAACCAAGGCUAACCAGUUGUUUUACAGAUUCUAUUGAAAUGGAUUUAGAACUGCCGAGAUGGAAAAAAAACACGUGAAUGAAGGCCAGUUUUUAUACUGUCACAGCACAUCUGACUUCUAGCACAGAUGAUCUCUCUCUUUUUUAAACCAAAGAAAAAUUGUGCUAAGGAAGGAAAAGAAACCUCUAUUUUAGAGAACUGUCCGUUAUAAACAUGUUCCGUCUACGAGGCGUCUCUCUACUCUCUUGGAGAGCGUUUCCGUUCCGCCCCUUCAGUUGUGAGUCAUUAAUUGUUCAGAUGCAGAACUGUGCAGAUGAAGAACAAGUGUUUGAUCUUAUCGAGAGAAAUAAGGCCACGCUCUCAGAACAGCAAGUGGGCUGUGCAUUUAACGUACUUUGGCAGUUUCAGAAGCAGAAGACCAUCUUGGAGAAAAAUGUUGAGCGCGUUAGAAACCAUCCUCAGUUUCUUAGUCUUUGCAGUGUUACGACAGAUCACAUCCCAGCAAUGAGUGAUGUCACCCUGGUGGAUGUGUUAUACAGCAUAAAACAGUUUGCAGUUGAAUCCCAUCACCCACUAAUUGAGGCCCUGGUCACAGAAGGGUGGCGAAGACUCGAAAGGUUCGAUAUUAAUGUGCUGUCAAUAUUUUCCACUUGCCUGGCCGAUCAGCACUUGUAUUUUAGUCCAUUAAUGGGAAAAAUAGCUGACAUUGUGAAUAGGAAACUGGAAGCCAUACAGGACUUAAGGGCCUUGUCUGUCUUGAUGGUCAGCAUUUCUUCUUUAAUAUCACCGUGCUUUCAAGAACGACUGCUGACCAGAGCAGAACUUCUUUUUGACACUGUAGAUUCUUCCAAGGUCAACAUUGCAAGGAGGAUACUACUGUUCCUUCGGAAUGUCAAGCACAGUCACUACCCACUGUUAGAGAGGUGCAAUCAAGUGUUCAUCAGAAAUGUGAGCCAUCUUGACUUGGAGUCCAUCAGUCGAAUCCUUAGUCUGUAUCAGUCUCUACAGUUCCACAGCUUUGAAUUUAUCGAGGUGGCUCGAGGGAGGCUGGCUGAGCUGAGCCUCCCUUCUGACCAUCCUGAAAGCUUCGUCAGACUGUUUGCUGCGCUGGGGCCGGUGGCCAGGCCUGAGAUAAGGAAACAGCUUAAAUCAACUAUACUGCUGCUGUCAGAGGAGCUGAGCAGCCAGCAAGCGCUGACUGUGUUGGGAGCAAUGGAAGACAUGGAAAGCAGAGACUCACACUUGAUUAAAAAGAUCGUGUCUGUCCUGUACAGACAUUUGGAUAACUGUAAAUCAGUAGAGCUAUUGAAGAUAAUACAAGCGCUGACAUUCCUACACUUCCAAAGUAAGGAGCUUUUUAUGAAACUCAGAGAAGUACUUCUCAGUCGUUUGGAAGCUAGUGUCACACCCAGCGAGGUUUCCGUUCUGGUCUCUGCUCUCUCCAUGCUUCCAUAUCCUCACCUCAACGAAACAGCCCUGUCCCGAACUGAGACAGUUUUACCACAGUGCGACUUCAGGGAACUGAGUGAUUUGGUAGUGUGUCUCAUGCGCUGGAUUCAGAAUGAUCACCUGUGCUCGGCUAGCACUGCUGGGAAGCAACUGGACCUCCUUCAAAAACUGGAUCACUGGGGCCAUCGCCGGCUGCAGCAGAGCACCAGCUUGGAUCUACUGUGGGAGGAGCUUAAGUCUGUGAAGGGAGAGUGGCUUCAUGAGUCCCUGGUUGAAGAAUCAAUCACCGCUUUGCAGCGCUUUAUGGAUGAGAUCGAUCACAGCAAUGUCGCCAAGAUCGCAUCUUUCCUUUCCAAAACUAACUACCUCAGCACUCCGCUGCUCGACAGGAUAGCUUCGGUGGUCGUUGAGCAGAUCAAGAAGAUCCAUCCCUUUUCAGUCCUUGCUAUUAUUCUCCCAUUCAGCAUUUUGAACUAUGAUCCACCUCAAAAGGAUGAAUUUUUUGGAGCGUGUGUCCAGUGCUGUAAUUCUUACUUAGGUACAUUGGAUCCUGGGACAUUAGUGUUUCUUGGUUUCUCUAUGGCUACACUUGAAUAUUUUCCAGAAGAUCUGCUAAAGAAAAUGUUUAACAUCGAGUUCCUAGCCAGAUUAGAUUCCCAGCUUGAAAUUUUACCUUCAAGUCUCAGUGCAAGGAUCCAGUUCCGCCUUAUGGAGUUAAAUAGAGCCGUCUGCUUGGAGUGCCCCGAGCUGCAGGUCCCGUGGUUUCAUGACCGCUUUUGUCAGCGACAGUUUAACAAAGAUACCGGUGUUAUGAAUGGAGCGCAACAACAGAUCUAUAAAAUGUUAGCAGAGGUCCUGGGAGGACACCGAUAUGUAAAGCCUUCGACUCUUUCACCAUAUUACCACACAGUGGAUUUUGAAUGCAUUUUGGAUAAACGAAAAAAGCCCCUGCCUUAUGAAAGCCACAGCGUAACUCCGGGAAAAUCCCCAGGAGUACACGGGGAUUCAAAUACUUCAAGAGCUGAGCCAAGGCUUCCACCAGAAGCUGAGAGGAUUGCUAUAGAAUUUUUGGAUGUAAGAGCCUUUUGUUCAAACAUUCUUCACUUAAAAGGAAAAUCUGCUAUGAAAAAGCGGCAUUUGGAAAUCUUGGGCUAUCGUGUUAUUCAGGUCCCCUACUUUGAAUGGAACUCCAUGGCAAUGUCAACGAAGGAUACACGGAUGGACUACCUGAGAGAACAGAUAUUUGGAGCAGGCAGAUCAUGACUGUAGUUUUUUUUUUUUCCCUCCAUCUUUAUUAAAUUGGGUAUUUCUUAUU
Rattus norvegicus (Norway rat) is the source of this 3555-nucleotide messenger RNA. RefSeq names its product FAST kinase domains 1 (gene Fastkd1). Gene Ontology annotation, biological process: regulation of mitochondrial mRNA stability. Lineage: Eukaryota; Metazoa; Chordata; Mammalia; Rodentia; Muridae. Bases 1005 to 3503 code for a protein of 832 amino acids. The transcript is spliced from 14 exons. Gene Ontology annotation, cellular component: mitochondrion. The record is from RefSeq and is marked provisional.